Haliotis rubra (blacklip abalone) is the source of this 552-nucleotide messenger RNA. RefSeq names its product B9 domain-containing protein 1-like. The record is from RefSeq and is a predicted model, not a curated record. Bases 25 to 537 code for a protein of 170 amino acids. Gene Ontology annotation, biological process: cilium assembly. Lineage: Eukaryota; Metazoa; Mollusca; Gastropoda; Lepetellida; Haliotidae. Gene Ontology annotation, cellular component: MKS complex. The transcript has 5 exons.
UUACACAGGGGGAGCUUUGACAUCAUGGCGGCAUCUUCGGUAUUUAUGGUUAUGGCCAGCGGUCAGAUUGAAACAGCAGAGUUUCCCGAGUUUGAUGACAUCUACUGCAGAUAUUGUUACACACAUGGCCCAGAUUGGCUGAUUACUACGGGCAUGGAAGAGGGUAUCACACAGAUUACAAAGAAGAGUCGAGAUGAGAAGCAGAUAUUUGUGUGGAAUUUCCCCCUGGAUGUCACUUUCAAAAGCACCAACCCAUAUGGAUGGCCACAGCUGGUUAUUCAUGCCUAUGGUUUAGACGUGUUUGGUACAGAUGUUGUGCGAGGCUACGGAACCUGCCAUGUUCCCAUCACACCUGGCAGACACAAGAUCCGUGUUCCGAUGUUUGUUCCUGAGUCAUCCUCCCCUCUACAGAAGUUGACCAGUUGGUUCCUCGGUCGCCGACCUGAAUACGUGAACCCCAAGGUUGUGGCACAAGGUGAAGGUCGGGAAGGUAGGUACACUUGCAUCAUGUUUCCAUCUUGUCAAAGCUUUGAAUAGAUACUAAGCAAACUG